UGCAACAGGUACCCCGAAGAUAAAUGAUUGCAUAAUUUCCAAAAUACGGCAUAGUGCUUGGAAUAACUAGAAUAGAGCGCUGGUGGUGUUCAAAUUGCAUAACGUGAAACGCAUUGUUUGCAAAAGAAGCAAUAUUUAGAACAACCGUCUUACUUUGGUUAUUGGAAAAGUGAACAGAAGAUUGAAAGAUGGUUGCUCGACAGAACUGGAGUAAGAAUGUAGAAUUUUUGCUGGCUGCCAUUGGGUAUUGUGUAGGCCUGGGAAAUGUGUGGAGAUUUCCAUACCUCUGUUACAGCAGUGGAGGGGGGGCAUUCUUAAUUCCAUUUUUCCUUAUGCUGAUCCUAUGUGCCAUUCCUCUGCUUUACAUGGAGUUGGCUGUUGGACAAUACACACAGAAUGGGCCAGUAGGGGCCUUAGCCAAGAUCUGUCCACUAUUUAAAGGCAAACGUGCUGGAUUGGCCACUGUGGUGAUUUCAUUCCUCUUUACCACCUACUACAAUGUUAUCAUUGCCUGGGCCUUCUACUAUCUAUUCAACUGUUUCCAGGCAGUGCUGCCAUGGGUUGGAUGUAACCAUGACUGGAAUUCCCCCAACUGUUGGGAUGGCACCACCCAGCAGAAUUUCACCAAUGGAACCACCAAUUCCUCCUAUGUGGCAGCAUCCGUUAAACCAAAUGGAAGUAUUUCCCCCACAGAAGAUUUCUAUCAAACCUAUGUACUAGAAAAGACAAAAGGCAUUGAAGAGGUUGGAACCAUUAAAUGGGAGCUUGCCUUAAUCCUGCUCUUGUGUUGGGUGGUUGUAUAUUUCUGUAUAUGGAAAGGUCCUAAAUCAACUGGAAAGGUUGUGUAUUUCACUGCUACAUUUCCCUACUUAGUCCUUGUCACAUUAUUGGUAAGGGGAGUAACUCUGCCAGGAUCUUUAAAUGGGAUUAUGUUCUUCAUCAAACCAAAAUGGGAGCUCCUUCUGGACCCGAAGGUUUGGGUGAAUGCAGCAGCCCAGAACUUCAAUUCAAUAGGCAUAGCUUUCGGUGGCAUCAUUACAAUGUCCAGUUAUAACAAAUUCCACAAUAGAAUCAUAAAGGAUGUGCUGGUUAUCGCUGUGGUUGACGCUAUCACCUGUCUCCUAGCCGGAUUCGCUAUCUUCUCCAUUCUCGGAUAUCUGGCUGAGAACCAGGGUAAAUCUGUGGAUGAUGUUAUACAACAAGGUCCCGGUCUAGUUUUUGUUAUUUACCCAGAAGCUUUUACAACUAUGCCCGUGCCUCAGCUCUUUGCAGCAGUAUUCUUUAUCAUGUUGAUUACACUAGGAGUUGAUAGCCAAUUUGCAUCAACAGAAGUGAUAGUGACAACAAUAAAUGACCAUUUUCAUCAUCAAGUCAAGAAGUACCUGAAAAGAAAAGAGGUGUUAGUGGCUAUAGUCUGUGGUUUUUCUUUUCUCUGUGGGUUGCCAAAUGUUACUCAGGGAGGAUAUUACUUUUUUUCACUGAUUGAUCAUUAUGCAGCAGCUGUGUCACUCAUGUAUCUGGCAUUUUUCGAAGUCAUUGCAAUCACCUGGUUCUAUGGUGCUCGCCGCUUGGGUAGAAAUGUCAGGGAAAUGAAUGGCAGCCCACCUAAUGUUUUCUUCAUUGUAUGUUGGUACUUUAUCUCGCCAGUGUUCAUUUUUGGUAUAUGGUUGUUCAGCAUGAUUAGCUACCGUCCAUUUCAGCUGGAUGAUUAUCAGUACCCCAUCUGGGCAACAGUACUUGGGUGGUUUAUAGCAGCCUUGUCUGUGCUCUGUGUUCCCAUAGGAAUGAUUCACUCUAUCUAUCAGGCCAAGGGAAACAACUUGUGGCAGAAAUUGAGAAACUCCAUUGUGUCACCAUUAGAAGAACAUACAGAUGCCUCAUAUCCGAGUCUGAGUAAUGGAGACAUGGUUCUUCAUGUCAAUGCAGAGAAAAAGGAACCUCUUCAACCAUAUUAAAUUUAAUAUUAAUCUGAGAAAUAAGGGUAAUUGUAAGAAUAAGGCAUAAUAAUAUUUG
This is a messenger RNA of Saccostrea echinata, 2013 nucleotides long. RefSeq names its product sodium- and chloride-dependent GABA transporter ine-like. The transcript has 15 exons. Gene Ontology annotation, cellular component: membrane. The record is from RefSeq and is a predicted model, not a curated record. Gene Ontology annotation, biological process: sodium ion transmembrane transport. Lineage: Eukaryota; Metazoa; Mollusca; Bivalvia; Ostreida; Ostreidae. The coding region runs from base 189 to 1955 and encodes 588 amino acids.